Molecule: messenger RNA, 1689 nt
Organism: Klebsormidium nitens
Lineage: Eukaryota; Viridiplantae; Streptophyta; Klebsormidiophyceae; Klebsormidiales; Klebsormidiaceae
Source: the annotation of a GenBank genome assembly
AUGCCUCCAAAACGAUCAAGCUUUGGAGACCAAAGCUCCAUUGCUAACCAGAGUCGAGCGGUCUGCUUGAUCAUCAAUGAAGAAAACGCAAAGACAUCGUUUCCAAGUGAGGCGCUGAAUAUGCUCCAGAGAAUGGGAAAGCGAAUUGGUGUUAGCUCCUGGAUGCUGAUGGUACCACUAACGUCUUGUGCUUCAUACUUUCUGGGACCAAACUCUCGUGUUGAGGUUGAGGGAUUGGAAUGGAAGAGUAAUCUCAUUCACUGGGGGUUUUGUGUCGGCCCUAGCGGUUUUGGCAAGUUCCAGGCGUACCACAAAAUCAGCACUAACAUUGAUGUGGUGGAGCGCCUCAUCAACGACGAGAUUAUGGAACAUGUAUUGAAGAGCGUCGAUCGCGAGGUAUACAGAGAAGGAUCUGCUGAGCUCGAAAAGCUCCUGUCUGAAAUCAGCUUUCUGAAAGUGAAGUGCGACGGGGCGGUCAAUUUCGAAAGACUGUUCCAGAUGCUCCUCAAGGCUCGAGAUCAUUCAGGGAUGCUUCUCUUCGAAGAGGCUCACCAGUUCUUCGAGAUGUUGGAUGCGUACAAGAAGGGGAACAACGACAGGGUUCGAGCCUUGCAACUUAAAGGGGGAAGCAGCUGGACGCGAGAGCUGGUCAAUGACAACAAUGAGAGCAAAACCUGCGAGUAUACACACGUGUGCAUUGGCAGGUUCACGCAGCCGGAGCCUCUCCAGAGGGAGCUGAGCAAGACUCCGAAUGAUGGAUUGAUGAACCGCUACCAAAUGGCUUUCCCCCCCCCGGAGUUCCCCGACUUCAGCCAGUUGUGCAUCGGUGAAGAAGAGCAGCAAAUCAUCGAUCAGGACAACGACCUCAUGCAGAAGCUGAUGUACCGGCUUUACUGGUUGACGCAUAGUCUGGACGACGACAAGGAUGUCACGAUCUUCAAGCUGGCAGGGAGUGCCCGUGACGUUUUUGGCCAGGGCUUUGACAGCAUCCAGAAAGUGCUGCGUGAGCUGUACCUCAAGGACCUCCUCCAUAAAGCAGGGAUCAUCUCAAAGGCCAAGGGCGAGGUGCUCCAAAUCUCAGCUAUCUUCAGAGCAAUGAACCUCGUUCUGGAUCCGUCUUACCCGGCUCUGCUCGAUCAUCCUGAGGCUUUCUUGAUCACCGACGAAGACGUGCGGCAGGCUUGGAACUUUGUCAACCUGACCACGAGGCAACGGAUUGAGUUUGAGAACGACCAGGACGUGAUCAAGGUGUGCAGUAAGGUCCUUGGCUGGAAGCAGCUCGGUUACCCUGACGAGGAUGCGAACGAAGACGAUGACGAGGAUCUCGAAGAAGAAGAUGACGUUGCCAACGAGUUGACCCCCCUGGACCAGAAGGCAAGGCGACUCUUUCGGGCCUUCCCUGACGAGACCAUCGGAAGAAUCGAGGUCUCCAAGAAGAGGACGCAGGGCAACAAUGCACAGAUCAAGAGUGUGUUUGACUACAUCUCGUCGCAUGACGACGAUUCUGUGCACUGCUUCGGGUCCGUCAAGGAGAUGGUCAAGCUGUCGUCGAGCAAACAAAAACAAGAGGUCUUCAUCAAGAUGAUUCCGAAGACCGAGGACGAGAACAUCAUGCUGAUCAACAACCUGAACCGGAUCGGCAUGACUCUGGACACGUUCCUUCCGGCGCGCUCCCGCAAGCGCGCGUAA